CCCCAAGUGCGUGGACGUCGGGCUGCAGCAGCAGUGACUUUAUUCCCCCCCCUUAACUAAAGCAACUUAGACCAGCAUCCUCGCUCUUCUCUUCCACCUGGAAAACCACCCCCCCUGGAGCGAUAUUAACAGGAAAUUAUCGUCUUUUCGUGUGUGUGUGGGGGGGAGACAAGGAAAAGUGUGAUAUCUGUGAUCUGUGGAGGGACUCGGUCGCUACCCUGGCUAAGAAGGAGAGGGAGCCAGAACAAGGAAGCCGCAGAGCAGGAGGAGACGGGCUCGCUCAGCCGGAGAACACACUCGCACAUAGAUAAACGCUACCACAGAGCUGCACGCAGCCAUGAGUAUUGAAAUACCAAUGGGGCUGACAGAACUCCUGCAGGGCUACACUGUGGAGGUUCUGCGACAAAGACCGUCAGACUUGGUGGAAUUUGCAGUACAAUACUUCACUCGUUUGCGAGACACCAGGAGUCAGGAUGGGUCCGGCGCGGGUGGUAAGCCGGGAAAAGGAGUGAUGUUUGAUGGGGAGCCGAUGCAAACGGAGUCCAAUGGAGAUGAUGAUGAAGAUGACGAUUCAGACUUUGAGCCUCCACCACCCAGCAGAUACAACAGGAGAGUGUCAGUGUGUGCGGAGGCGUUCAACCCAGAUGAGGACGAUGAGGACACCGAGCCCAGAAUUGUUCACCCAAAAACAGAUGAGCAGCGCUGCAGACUGCAAGAGGCCUGCCGAGACAUCCUACUCUUCAAAACACUAGAUCAGGAGCAGUUCUCACAGGUGCUGGACGCCAUGUUUGAGUUGAAGGUUCAGCCCCAGGAACACGUCAUCGACCAGGGAGACGAUGGAGACAACUUCUAUGUCAUAGAGAGGGGUCUGUUUGACAUCCAGGUGUCAGGAAAAUGUGUGGGUCAGUACAACAAUAAGGGCAGCUUCGGAGAGCUGGCGCUCAUGUACAACACACCACGUGCCGCCACCAUCAUCGCCACUGAGGACGGGGCACUAUGGGGCCUGGACCGUGCUACAUUUCGACGGCUCAUUUUAAAGAACAAUGCCAAGAAGAGAAAGAUGUACGAGUGUUUCAUUGAGUCCGUGCCCUUACUCAAAACACUGGAGGCAAACGAGAGGAUGAAGAUCGUGGAUGUAUUAGGAAUGAAACAGUUCUCAGAUGGCGAGCGCAUCAUCGUACAGGGAGACAAGGCUGACUGCUUCUACAUCGUAGAGUCUGGGGAGGUCAAGAUCAUGAUGAAGAGUAAAACGAAGGCAGACCAUGCAGACAAUGCGGAGGUGGAGUUAACGCGCUGCAACAGGGGUCAGUACUUCGGGGAGCUGGCCUUGGUCACUAACAAGCCCCGGGCCGCCUCAGCCUACGCAGUAGGAGACGUAAAGUGUUUGGUAAUAGACAUCCAGGCGUUCGAGCGCCUCCUGGGUUCCUGUAAGGAGAUCAUGAAGAGGAACAUCGCCCACUAUGAGGAGCAGCUGGUGGCUCUGUUCGGCUCCAGCAUGGACCUGAGAGACUGAGCCUCCCACACCGCCCUCCGUGCCUUCUUUUACAUCCAUCCACACACACACGCACACACACACACACACACACACACACAGCCAGACAUAUGUCCUCGCUCACAUCAUGCAGUGGCUAAAUGGACUCAUAAGCUUUACACAGAUGGUGCAAACGCAUGGGAAAGUGUGUUUGCCUCACCUGCAGGUACAUCAAUACUUAAGAGUGCAAACAUAUUCACCCUCUCACACACAGACACCUGUGGUAGGCACUGACAGACGCACACACUCCACUCGGUCUGCUCACCCUCAAGCACAUGCAAGCUCCACAAACUUCAUCAGCAGACAUGAUUAAACGCACUCAUACAUAUGCACAGCCAGCUGAAGGCCAGGCCCCCUGUUGCUUGAGCCAGCUUCAACCUCUCAGUAUGAAUGUCUCUGCUGCAGUGACCUUAAUACAGGUGAAAGCAGCGUAAGGACGCUUAUGAGUAACACACACAUAUAUACACACGUACACACUCCCAACACACACUGAAAAACACACCCUCGUGCGUCAUGUGUGCAGGCUUUACAUUCACAUGAGCUCUUGAACAACUUGGUUGUUCCAAGCCUCAGCCAAGGACACAUCAACAUACAGAAACACACACAGGGUUACAGGAACAGACACUCCGAAACACAAACACACGAGCAAAAACACACAUGUGGAGAAGAAAAUCGUGAGAAAAAAACUCUCAGAAAAAUAAAAAAGGCAAAAAAAAAAAAAAGUUUAAAUGAGACAUAAGUUUUAGAAACAUUUUAUGAAGAUAAAAACAGAAGCUUUGAUAAAAUAUUAUUUAAAUAAAUAAAAAAAAGUGUUUCCUCUUUGGGAGGCUGGGGUGCAGAACUUUGAGCGCACUCCGUUUUCUUCCUCUACUGUCGUUGAUUGAGUUGACUUAGUGCUGGUGAGUAUUGCAGUACCACAGAGGAAGACGUAAAAACAAUAACCCUAUAUUUUCUGGGCCGUUGUUAUUCUGUCAUUGAUGCAACACUUCAUUGUAUUGAAUUAAUUAUUAAGGUAUUGUUAUUAUAUAUUCUUUUUUUUUGCUUUUUUUUUUUUGCUUUCACCAGUUCUUGAUAAUUCACCCUCCAUCUCUGACAAAAUGUAUAAACAGAAAAAAAAACAUAAAUAAAAACAUUAGUGCUUAAUUCACCUUGAUUAUCCUUGAAUGAGUUGUCCUGGAUUAAAAACGAUAUUAAAAAAAAAUAAAGUGAACAUUUUGGUAAAA
This is a messenger RNA of Cololabis saira (Pacific saury), 2754 nucleotides long. It is a transcript of the gene prkar2aa, whose product is annotated as protein kinase, cAMP-dependent, regulatory, type II, alpha A. The transcript is spliced from 11 exons. Bases 338 to 1513 code for a protein of 391 amino acids. The record is from RefSeq and is a predicted model, not a curated record. Gene Ontology annotation, molecular function: cAMP-dependent protein kinase regulator activity. NCBI's taxonomy places the organism in Eukaryota, Metazoa, Chordata, Actinopteri, Beloniformes, Belonidae. Gene Ontology annotation, biological process: regulation of protein phosphorylation. Gene Ontology annotation, cellular component: cAMP-dependent protein kinase complex.